Messenger RNA from Penaeus monodon (black tiger shrimp), 1183 nucleotides. Its product is annotated as macrophage mannose receptor 1-like. Lineage: Eukaryota; Metazoa; Arthropoda; Malacostraca; Decapoda; Penaeidae. The record is from RefSeq and is a predicted model, not a curated record.
GAACAGCUGAUAACACAGCGCAGUAUAAAACGCCCCCGGCAGCAAUCUCCACACAACAAUCCCUGCAAUAUCUGAGAACCGUUCGUUUGUUUCCAAAGUGCAAGAUGUUUCUUUCUUUGGCUUCUGCUUUUGCCUUAUGUUCAUUCAUAGUUGCGUCAAACGGUGAACCCCUUUUGAGUUUUGCCAACUUCACUUCGGGAGACCAAUACUGUCCUGAAGGUUACUCGCUGGUGGGAAGCCAGUGCCUCAUAUUCGUCACCUUCGCAGAGGAAAAUCACAGGGAAGCGAAACAGACGUGUCACUCUCUCUCGGGGGAACUGUUGGCCAUUACUACGCCUACGCAGUUUGUGCACGUUGUAAACCAUAUCUAUGAUUACGGUUACAGUGGACGACAAUUCUGGUUGGAUGGCUCGGACGCUGAGAUGGAAGGCAACUGGGUGACUUCCUCUGGCCAAGCGGUCCCUCGAGGAACUCCCUUCUGGGCGGCCUUCCAAGAUUUCCAACAGCCUGAUAACGCCCACGGAAGAGAGCAUUGUCUAGAGAUGGAGUCUUCCGAGUUCUUCUAUCUGAACGAUGCAGUUUGCGAAGACAAAAGCAACUUCAUAUGCCAGUACAGUCCUCAAAGGCAAGAUGAGCGAGACUUAACCACUACCACUCAAGUUCCAAAGGCAGUUCACAUGGAGGUCUAUAGUAGCCAGUGCCCAUUACUCUACGUGGAGGUCGGAGGCCUUUGCCUGAUGUUCGUCACGUGGGCGGAGGAGACCUGGCACGAGGCUCAGCAGACAUGUGGAGACUCGAGCGACCUCCUGGCCAUCACUGAUGCUGAAGUUUUAAGAGCUGUGUACCUCUACUUGCACAAAGAAAAUAUAGCAGAUCACAGUUUCUGGUUGGGUGGUUCUGAUUCAAGUGAAGGAAAUUGGGUCUACACCACAGGAGAGUCUAUCCCAAUGGGCACACCUUUCUGGGGUCUAUAUCGUGGAGACAGCAACGUUCAGGAACCCCAAGGUGGCACUCGUGAGAACUGCCUCAUGCUACAUUCUGGAGGCUCUCAUUAUUUCCGGGACGUCGCUUGCUCCUCGAGACUGAACCCACUUUGUGUUUAUAAUGGAUAAGCACAGCCUUAGAUGUUAUACUUGGAGUGUGUAGUGUGUGUAGAGACAAAAAAUAAAAGGAUGAAAAUGAU